CGGCGUUGCGUUCCCUCUGCCCACCACCGCCUACCUUAUCUUCAUGCCAUAUUGACCUCUCUUCAUACCGAGAACACUCGAUCGCCUCGGUCACGGUAAUUCUUACCCCUAGCAGACAAUGAGCGAUGAGGUGGACCCCUGGGCACGAUCUGGGAUGCUUGCCGUUGCAAUAGGAUUCCCAUUGACUGGGACAGCUUUCGGCCAGCUGUUGUACUACUUCCGUUCGUUCCCUUACGACAAGCUUUCUCAGAAGCUGUUUAUUUCGUUCCUGUUCAUACUUGAUGUUCUCCACACGUACGCAAUCGCCUAUCAGCAAUGGAGACGUUUGGUGCACUGCCACCGUCAGCCGCAGGGCACCUCGUGUUCAGCGACAUGUAGCACGACAUGGCAAUAUAAGAUGCUUCUGGGCAUUUCGAUAUUAGUUCAACCUAUGGUUCAAUGCUUCUACAGCUAUCGAAUAUGGACGAUUAGUGGUCGGAACAAAGUGCUCACCGGUACCGUGGGGAUCCUAGCAGUGUCAGCGUUCGUUAUCGCACUAGUUGGAACGAUCUUCAGCGAGGUAGCGGCAAUCAAUACACCAGCGGUUGAUACCACCAUCCCUGCGGGAAUUUUGGCCGCAGUGUGCGAUAUAAUGAUCGCCAGUGCCGUUUGCUGGUACCUCAGACCUGGACGCUCGGGUGCAAGACGAACGGAACCCCGGAUCGCGAGUAUCACUCGAGUCUCAGUACAGGCCGGGAUCAUAACGAGUAUUCUUGCUUGUCUGCUAGCCGUCUUCUCUGCAUUCCCCUCCAUCUCACCGUACUCCUCUGUCGUCGUCACUGCUGUAACGAAGUCAUAUAUCAACUCUACAAUCGCAGUGCUAAAUGCGCGCAAGCCAGCUGGCUACGAUCUCUCUCAGAACUCCUCGAUAGCACUUUCAGACGUGCCGUCUCUGACCUUCUCGAGGCUAUGACCUACAAAGACAAUGUUCGUAUCGUUUUGCUAGAUACCAUCGGGGAUUGACGCUAUCAUUGAUGUUUACUCGGACCGUGCAUUCCGACUUUGCCUAUUCUAUUCUAUGUGGUUGGUAAUGAAACUUAGUAUACAGUUAAGGUUCCAUGUUCAAGAAGCGCCUAGAGGGAGUCUGAUGCGCGCACGCACAACUGUACUGAUGAUGUAACGUAUUGAACCUAC
Molecule: messenger RNA, 1173 nt
Organism: Coniophora puteana RWD-64-598 SS2
Lineage: Eukaryota; Fungi; Basidiomycota; Agaricomycetes; Boletales; Coniophoraceae
Exons: 20
Coding region: 119-952 (277 amino acids)
Source: RefSeq, a predicted model, not a curated record